Molecule: messenger RNA, 450 nt
Organism: Seminavis robusta
Lineage: Eukaryota; Bacillariophyta; Bacillariophyceae; Naviculales; Naviculaceae
Source: the annotation of a GenBank genome assembly
AUGCCUCCCUACUACGUUGGCAACCUUGCCUUCUCCCGCAUCACGGAAGAUGGCAAAGUCGAAACUAUUCGAUACCCUUGCAAAUAUGGCUAUCCAUUUGGAGGGCCUGAGGAUUACACGACCACCGAGUUGGGCCAGCAGCUGAUUGAGACCUUCCAAGAAUACAAUGUGCACUGCAUGAAAGAUUUGAAGAUCCGUGAUGGUAUUGAUCUGGUCUCGGUGGCUUACAAGCGUGAAGCCUUGGUGGAACAUGCAAGAAAGCGGAACAAGCUUCAACCUCUCCGCUGUUACUUGUCAACCUGGAACGUGCUGGCUCCCUGGCUCACAAAGUAUCCCGACAACUAUCCUCUUCCACCUGUAAAUGGUCAGUGGAUGAAGGAGGACCUCGGAAAGCUUCUUUUGUUGAAGCUGUUGAUUGUCAACCCUCAUGUCAAUCCCCACAUGGCUUAG